CAGGCGCGGUGGUCGCGUCGCCGUCGCCGGGCUCCGUAGCCCGCGCCGCUUCGCCUGCUUUGGCCCCUGAGGCGGCCGCCCCAGCGGUCCUGCGGCUCUUUCUCCUGCGGCUGCGGGCCGCGGGGGCCGAGGCCAUGUCCCGGAAGCAGGCCGCCAAGGGCCGGCCGGGCAGCGGCAGCCGCAAAGCCGAGGCCGAGCGCAAGCGGGACGAGCGGGCGGCGCGCCGGGCCCUGGCCAAGGAGCGGCGGAACCGGCCGGAGUCCGGCGGCGGCGGGGGCUGCGAGGAGGAGUUCGUCAGCUUCGCCAACCAGCUGCAGGCCCUGGGGCUGAAGCUGCGGGAGGUGCCGGGGGACGGCAAUUGCCUGUUCAGAGCCCUUGGGGACCAGUUGGAAGGACACUCGCGGAACCAUCUCCGGCACCGACAGGAGACGGUGGAGUACAUGGUGAAGCAGCGGGAGGACUUUGAGCCCUUUGUGGAGGACGACGUUCCCUUUGAGAAGCACGUGGCCAGUUUGGCAAAGCCUGGAACAUUUGCUGGCAAUGAUGCAAUUGUAGCCUUUGCAAGAAAUCAUCAGUUGAAUGUGGUGAUUCAUCAACUUAAUGCCCCUUUGUGGCAGAUCCGCGGUACGGAUAAAAGCAACGGGCGGGAGCUGCACAUCGCCUACCGGUACGGCGAGCACUACGACAGCGUGCGCAGGAUCAACGACAACUCGGAGGCGCCGGCACGCCUGCAGACGGAGUUUCAGAUGCUUCAUCAAGACGAAUCAAAUAAAAGAGAGAAAAGCAAGGCACAGGGCGUGGACUUUGAAGAUGGCCUUCGAGAUGCAGUGGAAGAUGCUGUCCAGAAAGUUUGCGGCGCAACCGGCUGCUCCGAUUUUAAUUUGAUUGUUCAGAACCUGGAAGCUGAAAAUUACAAUAUUGAAUCUGCGAUAAUUGCCAUGCUGCAGAUGAACCAGGGGAGAAGAAAUAAUGCAGAGGAGGACCCUGAGUCCAGUGGCGGCGUGCUGACGCAGCGUGCUCCCUCAUGGGCAGAGGGAGGCAGUGGCGGCAGACCCUUCGGGACUCAGGGUGUGGGUGAAGGCGGGACUGAGGACAGGAGGGUGCAGGCCGGCCCUGCUGAGGAAAACAACGCGAACAAAAACCAGCUCCCGAAGGUCACGAACAAACAGAGGCGGGAGCAGCAGCGACUGGAGAGGAAGAAGCGACAGGAGGAGAGGCAGCGCCACAGGGCCCUGGAGGGCAGGGGCAGCCGCAGGGACAGCGGCAGGAGCGAGGCGGACGCCGGCGCCCAGGUCACCUUGGUGAAGACCUUCGCGGCUCUCAGCAUCUGACUGGCCUCCUGGGAGUUGUCAGGAGCGAAUGGAAAGUGGAGGGCUGUGUGCCAGGCUUUCCAGUGAGGCCGUCCUUUUACAGAACAAAACUCAACCCACAGAAUCACUCACCGAGUUAGUCUCCUUCAAGCUGCCUUUUUUUUGUUCAGAGUUUUGUCCAGUGAUGUGUUUUAUUUAAUGAAAGUACAGUGAAGCCAUUCAUGUUCUGUGAUUAAAAUAUCGAGUUUUAGGGGUGGAUAGUUAGGUUAAAAAAAAAAACAAAACAGAAAAACUUUUAAGUGUGGUUUUAUUUGCCCUGAAGAUUUAGAGUUUGGUGACCCUGGGAUCUUUCCUUAACACUUGGGGUGAGUUUGCUGUAAUUGUUCAUGAAGUAGUUUAGAUUAAUUGCUAGAAAUUCAGAGGACAAGUUUCCUUUGUUUCUGUUUCAUUUUCAAACAGACAUUAAUUUGCAGGAUAGUUUAUAAAUGAUCUCCAACUCAGGUACAUGUUUAGAAUUAACUUUCUUCUACUCCAGGUUAAUCAGAGAAUAAUUCAGGAAGUGUUUUUCCAAAGUAAUGUGAUAGGGAGGUUGUGGCCUGUAUGCAGGUUGGCAAUUAAACAACCACAUUUCUCUUCCUGAUCAUGAUGUUCAGAUGGGUUUGCAGGUACUGCUGGUUCAUUUGUACUCAAGCCAUAUGAUAAAUAGGCCUGACUGUUAAUUAGGCCUGGGCCUUGCUGGAAAAUUGGUAGUGUGGCUGAGUGUUUGAUACUUGUUUCUUGACGGUAAGAAGAUGCUGUAUGACUGCUUACGAUACAGGUCUGGGAUUCUGAAAGCAUGCAGUCCAGAAUCUGUAGUUGUGAAGGGAAAGAUCGCCAGAGUCUGAGGUUUUGCACAGGAGCAGUCUGAAGAGUUCUUUUUGUUUUGUACGGAGAGAGUGUCUGGAAGACCUGCUAAGGUUUUUCAUGUUCACAUUUUAAGUGAGUUGACUGUCUUUUCUUCCUUGCUAUCCUAGAUUUAGAGAGAUUCCUUCAGAGGAAAAGUAACUUGAGCUGUUUUUUAGUUUCUUAGUAUUGUGAAACUAAGUCCCAUAAAAUGCUGCACUUUCUUCUUCUAGUUAAGCCCCGUUUGGGAUUUUGCUCUUGGAAAAACUCUCCAGCACCCUCUGGAAGUCAUCAGGGACUUAGCGUAGACCAGCUGGGCUGAGAAAGCACUUGGGCUGAGGCCCUGCAGUGGCUCCACGGUGCUGAAAUAGUCAGGUUUGGGCAGUGGGAGGCAUCAUCCCUCAAACAGUUAGAUGGAUGUGAACUUUAACCCUUGAAGUGGCCAAUCUUGGACCGUUUUUGCCUUUUGAAGACCUAAUAUUUGGAGAAAUAAUAUUUGCUGAACUGAAACGUAAGCUACUGGUUUUCUCCUCCAUCUGAGAUUUCAAAAUGACAAGAGUUCCAAGGCAAAGGGAAGCUGAUAAGAAAGUUUGACAUGUGUAGACAUAGCAUUGUGUGGGCGGCCCUUGGCUUUAGCAGGUUGUCUUUAUCAGCAAGUAAUUUGCUUUCUUUGGUUUUGAUAAUGUAUUUUAAUUUUUUGUUUGUUGGACUUUGGUAACUUUUUGUGGUUGGAGCCUCAGUAGUCUCUUGGAGGUGCUCCCAGGACAUCCUGGUACAGUACUUCAUAACAUGUAGCAGGCUUAGAAACGGCAUAGCAUUUUUUCUUUGCACACUGCAGAGUCCUGAGUUAGAGCUUCUGGCGCUCAGUACAAGGAAGUCAGCCAUCUCUGUUGCCUCGCCGACUCCAAGGGAGUGCGGUCCAGUGCUUUAGGCUCUGUUCUCCUGGGUUUCCACUGUGGCUGAGCAUUUCUGAGUGAGUGAGCACUGUUUCUUGAAUGUUUGUAUUGUGAGGAUUCAGGAGACCAGAUCCUCUCACACAGUGAAGAUUGUGUUACCAGGAAUCCAGCAGAAUUAGGAGUCAGAAAUAGCGGAGGGAGACCUAUCGUCAGAAGUAGUAGGAUUGCUUUAUUUACAUGGUUAAAGAAGCUGGCCUUGGGCUCUAUUGGGUUUUAGAAGUUGCUAAAGAGUUACUAUAGAAUAUUGGGCGCAUUUAUUUAUGAAUUACCGAAUUCUGAGGAUAGGCUUCACCUUUUCUUGGGUAAAUGGUUUUAAAAACUAAUCUAGUGGCUUCAGUAGUUUACUUACAUUACUAUUUCACAGUUUUCCAGUUAUAAUUGGCCUGUGUUGAGUAUGUUAAUUAUUUGGGAUGGGGUACAUGUAUCCAACUUUGGUGAUAUCUUCUAGCUAAGGGUUUAAAUUUAAACUUCCCUGCCUCUGUCCCACCAAAGUAUGAGGUAGAUGGAAUCCAUGUGAUAGUUGGCUGCCUCGAUAGGCUCUGGAGAACCACAUUAUUGGCAGCCAAGUAGGGGCUUGGCGUGUUUAUUAGUCCUAGGAUGACUGGUCAGUGGUGGUUACCUGGUGCGGUUACUCAGGUGCACUGCAUUGUGAGAAGUGAAGUUUUCUUAACCUCUGUGGCUGUUAGAUGUUUGUUCUGUGGGGUUAUCUUGGUAGCUUUGGUCAGGAGAAAGGGGAUGGGGUGGUGGUCCAUAGCUGCUUACUUGUCUUAUAAGCUGUACAUAAAAGUUUUAUGAAUUUUUUUAAAAAAAGAUUUUUUUAAAGGUCAAAAUAAAAUUUUAGUGGCAACAGCUUUGUACUAGAGGUAGAUGUAUUAAAACAGCAUAGAACCAUAACUUCUAAAUUAAUAUAGUUGCCACCAGGAGAUGUUAGAAGUUGUGUAUGUAUAUUUAAUUUUUCAGUAAUAGCAUAUGCUUUUAGGAGUGAAGUCUGGUCGAAGAGUUGUGGCAGAAAGAAGAGUCUGAAGGGUCGAGCUUGUCUGUAGUUCCCCCUAUAAGCUCUGGACGCACUUCCACACCCCGUGUGAUUCCGAGGGCUCUGGGAGCUCCGCUGUGGGGCACCUGGGGCCGGGCUUCGCGGGGGUGGUUUCUGACGCGCCGCCUCCUCACCCGGGGAGCUCUGCCGGUGGGAGAUGCCGAGAGGCGGGGGUCAGGUGGGCUUGGCACAGGGCUGCGCUUGCCUCGCAGGGAGUCCCUGUCGCGAGUGUGCAGUUUCUCUCAUUCUGAGAAACUCUCUAGACUGCCUGGGUUUUACUGGGUCCACAUGGAACGCUGUCGGUUUACCUCUGUGAGACGUUCAGCUCAGAGCGUGCAGUCGGCUGAAGGAAAGUCGGAUUCCUGGUCGGGGCUGACUCACGCUCUCCCUGGCCAGGAGGCUCGGUGUGGGCGGGGUGACAGCGGCGCUUGUUGGUUUUGGGGCCGUGGCCCUCUCUGACCCCCACCUGGGGUAGGCACGUAGCUCUUCACCUUUUUACCUCAAGGCUCUGUCUAUCUAUGGCAAACCUUUACACUCAGAGUCUGAUGCAGUUUUUUUGUUUUUGUUUGUUUGUUUGUUUUGACAUUUUCAUCAUUCACUGUUUGGUUCAUCUCAGCUUUCAGAACAAGCGUUGCUCAAACUCGGGGCCUUCCGACGGUGGUUCUGAGGUGAUUUGAUGAUGGCACUUUCUACAAGGCGUGUCUUUCUGACUCUAAAACAAAUUGUAUGUUUCCACUGAUGUUGUUAAGUUGAAGAUCUCGAUUGUAAAUGAUAGCAGAUCUUCUGCCAUCUCCUACGAGAGAGGGGAUGGGCAGUUGGUCUGCAGCAGAGACGCUGAGCAGCGGUCAUGGAGUGCGUGCACAGUACUGAACUCAGAAGGCGCCCCCAGAACCCAGGCCCGGGCAGGAGCUGGGCCUGGUCACUGCCUGUCCCCAUGUGUCCAGGGUAACAUGCCCUGUGAAAACCUCAGGCUCUUACCCAUUUCCUCUGAGGGAUCACCUUCUAGAGUCCUGCUCUCGUAGUUCAGACUACUUUGUAACUCGAUUAAAAUGUUUAGCAUCCUUGCAAAGGUACUUGAGAAGGAGCUGAUUCCAGUGAGGAAUGACUUCUGUGAAAGCAUGAACGUCUGUGGUGACCUCGGUGUAAGCAGGGCGUCCCCCGGUCCAGAGCAGCUUGUGCUCACUGAGCCGCAGCGCUGGGCGGUCGUGACCGCUGGUGAAAGCUCAGCAGCCCGCCCUCCCCUUCCCAUCUCGGCAUCCACUGGGACACCGUUGCCAGCCGUCCGUGAUGGGGGUGUGAGUGCGGCCCCAGACCUCGGCCUGCGCUCCGAUCCCCGACAGGUCCCUCGGCCACAGCGGAGGAGUGCGGCUGCGGGUUCCUCCCAUGGUUCAUCUUCGUGGGGGAAACGGCCCUUGGCCUCCCCGGAGCCACCCUUCCAGCCUCCAGCCAUGCUGAGCUCAGUCAGGAGAAGGGUAGAGCCAGGAGACUGACUGCAAACCUCUGUGCUCCUCGUGCUGACGGGGAAGCGCUGCUGGGCGUGAGUCCCCUUUAUGAGGGAGGGCAGGCGGGUCUGUGAACACUGGAGCCCCUGUGGCUCAGCCACCUUCUCUUUUUCUCCUGAUUGCACUACACUUGCUCUCGCUGCAGGCCGGAGAUACCCAAGACCUCUGUGGGGUCAUGACCCAGAGACUGAGCAAGUCUCGCCUUAUCCGUGGAGCUCGACAGGGAAACGUGACCAUUGUCUGAUGUCCGUAGUUCAUUUCUUCCUUCUUUCCUCGCGUUGUGUUACUCUGAACCGUUUUGGUUUUUAUUUACCAAAGUACUGUACUUGGCUAUUCGCAGUGUCUCCAGAACCAAAUGUUUUCUUUUUUGUCUGUUUUUAAUCUUCAAUACUUGGUGCAAUAGAAGCUGCGGAGAUGUGCCACUUUAUCUAUGAGAUGGGGUUUUGUAUACCAAUAAAUUCUGGUUUAAAGACAGA
Cervus elaphus (red deer) is the source of this 6159-nucleotide messenger RNA. It is a transcript of the gene OTUD3, whose product is annotated as OTU deubiquitinase 3. Gene Ontology annotation, molecular function: cysteine-type deubiquitinase activity. NCBI's taxonomy places the organism in Eukaryota, Metazoa, Chordata, Mammalia, Artiodactyla, Cervidae. The transcript is spliced from 8 exons. Bases 135 to 1331 code for a protein of 398 amino acids. Gene Ontology annotation, biological process: protein deubiquitination. The record is from RefSeq and is a predicted model, not a curated record.